AAUAAAUGAAAAUAUAAAAAACUUUGCAGGAUUUUAAAAUUUAAAUUCAAAUGUAGUACCUAAUCAACAUACGCGAUUUCGGACGCAGCUUAGCCUUUUUCACACUUCCGGGUUUCGUGUUUCCGGCGCUCGGCAUCGCAGGGUAAAUGUACUUCCGGCGACGUCUAAAUGUAAGUGAGACACGACAUUAAAUAUAUUUUUUGUGCUCCCAUUUGUUCAAAUAGCAAAAGGAAAAACUCCACAGUAGUGUUUUCACAACUUUCAAAAGAGGAAAUAAAAUAGAGAGCGAUUGAUAGCGGCAGUCAAACGAGAGAAAGAUGUCAAUUUGACGUCACUCCCUAGUUUUUUGUAAUUUGAUGCAAAGAUAAUAUAAUACAAAGUAUAAUGUUAUAAAUGUAUAUAAAAAACUUUGCAGGCUUUACGAUGCUGAACAUCAUCACAGUCUGUGAAAAAAGGCGUGUACGAGUCUGACAAGAAUUUGUUAAAUAAAGUCAUUAUUUUUUUGUUUUUGAGCACAAAAAUUAUUAUUGUCGCUUCAUAACAUUAAAGUUGAACCGCUGUAGUGACAUUGACAAUUUUAACAAUGUUUUUACUACUUUUCUGCACUAAAUGAAUAUGGUAGGCUAAUUUCAUAGCUUUCUAUUGAGGAUAAAAACAACUCAAUCAAAUCAAAAAUAGUCUUUCAUAAUCAAAUUUUUUUUUUAACUAUUUGCAUUUUAGACGCAACAAUUCGACCUCAGUGUGUUCUGAAAGUGUUUCUCCUCUUUAUUUGCAGAAUCAGUUCUGGAUCAGGAGUCACACCCGGAGACACGUCUGCCCGGUGUCAGGGGUGAGUUUGCCGGGGAAGUUACCCUGCCUCACCCGUGUUAACCAGCGCACACAUUUGCCCGCUAAUCUCUUCAAAGCCUCUCGCGCACAUCUGACUUUCAAAUCCGAGUGUUUGUCUUGAAAAUGGGCUCUAAUCCCGAUCCGACCCGACCCGACCCAGCCACACCAGCACCUUUAAAAUUCAUUGGCGAUUAGCGGAAACAGUAACGAGGCUCUUUCUCAUUCAUGGCGCUUGUGUAAACAACAGGCUGUGAUUGACAGGUGAGGUCUGUGAUUGACAGCUCUCAAACAGGUCAGGCCGAGCGCGGCGUUUCUCAUUUUUUAAAGCACGCGGUGAAUUCUGGCAUGCCGCUGUUGAUCGAUAGUUACACUAACCAGCGUUUAACAUUAGUGCACUUACUGUCCGAGAGGCUCCAUUAAUUUCUCCUGUAGUUCUGAAACACUCAUAUUUUGCUUUGGCAUCACAAAAAAAAGGCAUUUUCCCGAGCACAAAAUAAAUAUAUAAAUGAAAAGCGCAGGGUCUCGUGCUCUCCGGGACUAAUUGAAUUGUGUUUGGGUUGGUUUGGGUUGGCUGACAGUAAUCGCAUCCGAUGGUCGGGCCAUUAAAGCGAGGCGCGCGCGUCUCCCGGUGACCGAUCACUGCUGAAUGCAGAUUGAGCUAAUGAGAGAGAGAGAUUGAUGAGAGAGAGAGAGGGGAUGAAGGAUCAGGAAAGGAUGAGACGCGACCCGUCUGCGUCACGCACGAAAACAGGAGCCGGUGACCCGGGUGAAACCCGCCGGGCGCGCAGCGGGUGCGCGAGAGAAGACGCGAUUCACGCGCUCUGUGUUUGCGAUUUAGUACAAACAAAACUUUGUUUGACCAUUUCUGUAGGCUCAUUUUAAGAUAAAGUCUUAAAAUCAGCAGUUAUAUGAAAAAAUAUCCAUAUAAGCAAAAUAAAAUAAAUAAAUAAAAUAAAAUAAAAUAAAAUAAAUACUGGAUUUUAUUAAAGUGAAAUAACGCUAAAUCUGUCUCGUCAACAUUUAUUUUUCAUUACAUAUGCAUGAUGUAAAAUCUCAAAUAACGCUGAGUUGAAUUAGACAGUUCAUUUAAUUUUACUUUGUUUUAUUUCGUUAAUGUUUCAUAUUAAUUAUUGGCAUCGAUGUUUCCAUAAACAUCCAUAUAAUCUUUCCAUUGCACAAAAAGUUCUUUAUAGAGGAAAAUCGAUUAAAAUCUUCUAGAAAAAAAAUGCUUAUUUUCUUUAACCCAGAAUGAUUUUUUUUUAUGACAUCACUGCAUUAAAACCCCUAUAUUUUUAAUUACUUUGGUAUAUUUCCUUAGUUAAUUUGCAUAUUAAUAAUGUCAUAUUUCAUGUUUGCUAUUUAGCCAACAAUGAAAUCUUAAAGUAUAAGCGCGCAACACUCGUUCUGAAUCUCACGCACACGCGCGCACAGGUGACUCCGGAGCUCUUCUCAGGUGUUCACGGAGAUGAACACGUGCUGAAAGGUUUCAUUCAAACCGUCCCGGUGUCCGCGGCGACUUGUUGCUGUCGUGUGUAUAUCGUCACGUCCCGGUACAGACGUUAAUGCGCGCGGGUGAUGCGGAUGAUGCGGCCGCUGACGGAUGGAGUUUGAGAGGCGCGUCAGCUCCGCCGCCGCUCACCCUAAAUCAGCCAAAUGCGCUGUGACGCGCCCGCCCGGGGCCGCACCGGAUAACCAGGUUACACGCGCACGGAGAGAGCGCGGGUUACAGGGUCAGAAGUCAAAAGUCAAAUGAAUCCAUAUGCCUAAAAAUUACACAUUCAGCUGCAUAAAAAUACAUUUUGUCCCUGAUAUGUGCUUAUUAUUGCGUAAUUUUGAAAUGUGAGUUUUAUUGUUUGAUUAAAUUUGCUCAUUUAAUGUAUAACAUGCUUUUUAUUAUUUUUGAAAGAGUUUGUGUGGAUUUAACAUUCUUAUAUAAUCGUUUGAAAUGUGUGUAAUAGUGAUUGACAGCAAACAGAUGCGCGUGACCGUGAGCAGCAGGUUUCCGUCCAGUCCUUUCUGAUGAAUAAACGAACGCAAUUAAGUCAACAUUAAUUAGUAUUUCACCUGAACCCGCGUUUAUUUUAUUUUACGAUCAUUUUACUUUAUUUAAACGCAGUGUUGGUCCUUCUGACAACUCAAGGGGGUUUAAAUAAAGGCCAUUAUUCGCGAAAUCAAAUUAAACUUCAUCUCACACUACCACCAGAGCCACAUUAAAGCUAAAACAAUCCCACAAUUCAUUUAGCACGAGCUAGAACGGACCCAUUUACCCGCUCUUGAAAACUUGCCCAUUCUCGCCUUAAUGGCAUUAGUCUUAAUAGCCAUUAAUAGUCAUUUAUUUAGAAUUAUAUUUGCACGCGCGCUCACUCGCGAGGGUGAUGCCCGCUUCAGCUCUGUUCGAGUAAGGAAUAAAACGGCUAUAUGUAAAAAAGAAGGAUCGAAAGAUGAAAUAGUUAUAAAACGGCUAUAGGUAAAAAAGAGGGAGCGAAAGAUGAAAUAGUUGACAGAAGAAGAGCAGGGUCGUGCUGGAAAGGGUUAAUGCGGAGGUGCAUUAGAGAUGCAUGGAGGAGCAGAGGGGAGGAGGCGUUCAGCACUGAGACAUUGUCAUGCAAACAGAGACCACCGCCUCGCCAUUGUCUCCCGGACACCAACUUUAUUAUAAACACACCGCGAGCCGCCCGGCGCAGCAGAGCACCGGAACACCGGCACCGACAGACUCCCGCGAGGACACUCCAGCGCAGACAGCGACUCCUUCUCUACACCGCGUUCCGCUGGACUUCUAGCGGACAUCCCGACCCACCUGCUCGAGCGAGAUUCACCCACACCUGCGUCUCCAUCCGCCCUCCACAUGUACAAAAUGGAUUACUCGUAUCUGAACACAUAUGACUCGUGCAUGGCGGCGAUGGAGGCGUCGGCAUACGCGGACUUUAACUCGUGCAGUCAGACCAACACGUUCCAAUACAACCCCAUCCGGACCGGCUUCAGCUCCAACCCGGGCUGCGCGCCGCUCGGUUCGGCCAGCUGCACUCUGGGCGCGCUGAGAGAGCACCAGCCCGCGCCCUACUCCACAGUUCCGUACAAGUUCUUCUCGGAUCCGUCCGGACUGAACGAGAAGCGGAAGCAGCGGCGGAUCCGCACGACCUUCACGAGCUCUCAGCUGAAGGAGCUCGAGCGCGUGUUCGCGGAGACGCAUUACCCGGAUAUUUACACGCGCGAGGAGCUCGCGCUGAAGAUUGACCUGACCGAGGCGCGCGUGCAGGUCUGGUUCCAGAACCGACGGGCCAAGUUCCGUAAACAAGAGCGCGCCGCCAACUCUAAAGGAGCGACCGGCAGCAGUUCCAGCACAAAGAAGCCCGGAGAGAAUCGCUCUUCAUCUGAGGACGACGAGUCCAAAGAGUCCACGUGCAGCCCGACGCCCGACAGCACGGCAUCCCUGCCCGGCUCCGGGAACAUGGGCAGUCCCGGGGCGAGCAGCCUCAGUCCCAGCCCCGUCUCCGGCUCCUCCUUCAGCAACACCUCCAUCUCACCCUCCAUCCACCAGGGCCUGAAGAGCUCGCCGUGGCCCAGCAUCGGCUCUGGCGCGGCGGCCGGCGUCCAGACGCAGGACCUGCUGAAGGCCUGGCAGCCCGCGGACAGUAUGGCGACCGGUCCGUUCGCCGGCGUUCUGUCCUCCUUCCACCGGAAACCAAACACAAUCAAGACCAACCUCUUCUAGUGCGUCUCGUCCCUCCGUCUGCUGCUGGUUCAUUUGCGUGUAGAGCUCCUGAUGUUCAACGGCUCAUACUUCAGUAAGGUCUCGUGUGUUGACGUUAGUUAAUGAGCCACUAACAACCCAGUGUAGCACUUGAAAUUAUUGAGUUGAGUCAAAGUAAAUGAUCCAAAAUGUGUUCGUACAACAUACUGAGAAGAAAAGGUUCUAUAUGAGAUCAUUUUAUGGAUUUAUUUUUAAUGAAUUAAUUAAGUUUUAAUUUUAAUUCAAUUGUAUGAAUUAAGCAACUCAUACUUUAUCACUAGAAAAAAAAUGAAAUAACCCAUUAAACAUUAAGCAUUAUUUCUCCUUAUAUAGAAACUUUUUGGCAUAAAAUUGAGUCGAGAAUCCUACACUGUAAAAAAAAAACAUUUUCACAACAUUUUUUCUUUUGUCAAAACAACUUAAAUAAUGUGGUUCAGAUGACAUAAUAUUUUGAGUUUCUGUUUGAUUAAAUCAGUGUUCUUCAUUGUAUUUUCAAUGAACUCAAUUUUAAGGCAGCCAGACAACUUAGUUUUUUAAGUUAAACCAACAAUUCUUUCUUACAGUAUAUAUAUAUAUAUAUA
Molecule: messenger RNA, 5139 nt
Organism: Megalobrama amblycephala (Wuchang bream)
Lineage: Eukaryota; Metazoa; Chordata; Actinopteri; Cypriniformes; Xenocyprididae
Gene: phox2a
Product: paired like homeobox 2A
Exons: 3
Coding region: 3674-4540 (288 amino acids)
Biological process (GO): regulation of transcription by RNA polymerase II
Molecular function (GO): DNA-binding transcription factor activity, RNA polymerase II-specific; RNA polymerase II transcription regulatory region sequence-specific DNA binding
Source: RefSeq, a predicted model, not a curated record